Molecule: messenger RNA, 2730 nt
Organism: Closterium sp. Naga37s-1
Lineage: Eukaryota; Viridiplantae; Streptophyta; Zygnematophyceae; Desmidiales; Closteriaceae
Source: the annotation of a GenBank genome assembly
AUGCUCGCUAGAUUCACCUUGGGAUCGCCGAUUCGAAAAGGGCCUCGCCGAGAGCGUGUGCCUCGAUCAGAGCGUGCCAUCCCCAUUACUCGUCCGCAAUCGGCGCCAGCUUCCCCGGCGAGGGGUCGCGCCGUCACUUGCCGCGGUCCGUUUAGUCACCGCGUGAAGGAGCAGCAGCAACACCAGCAGCAGCAGCAGCAGCAGCAGCAGCAGCAGCAGCAGCAGCAGCAGCAGCAGCAGCAGCAGCAGCAGCAGCAGCAGCAGCAGCAGCAGCAGCAGCAGCAGCAGCAGCAGCAGCAGCAGCAGCAGCAGCAGCAGCAGCAGGAGCAGCAGGAGCAAGCCUCCCACCGUCCAGGUUCCCCGUUUUUCGGACGAUCUUGCCAGUCGCGAUGUUCCCAAAGCUUUCCGCCCACCUGCGGAAUCGGAAUCCCGCGGACUCCGCGCUACCGCCGUUACCUGUGCGGCGUGCCGUGCGUCGAUGACGUGGAUUGGGACCAGGAUGUCAUGUUCCCGGACGAUGAUGACGUGGCUGAUGACAGGGACGGGCGAGAUCAGACGUGUAACACAGACGGUGGCGAAAAUCGUGCUCUUUUCGCGGAAGUGACACGGCGGGCGCUAGGGGCCGAAAACAGUCUAGGAGGGGAAAACGCGGCUGAAGGAGGGCGAAACGCAAUAUCAUUAGGAACGGAAAGCGCUUUUGCGGACCGGAACGCACAGACAAGUCCAGACAAGUCGGAGAUACCGAUGCUACACAGAAACGAUGUUUCUUACAGAGGAGUCGAAGCGCCUAGAGAGGCUAUUCAUGGUUCGCUGAGGCGGCGCGAGGGGCGGGGGACGCGGGGAGCAAGGAGGGCGCGGAGCCUUCCGCCGAACUGCAGCGGUCUGCUUGCGGACGAGGAAGGGGACUCCGCGGAGUCCGCGCGGGCGGCGGAAAUUGUCGCCGCAGGGGGACUGGCGCGAAGGGCGGAAGGCGGCGGAGCAUUCCGCGGGAUUAGUCCGCGCACUUGCCGGUCGCAGAGUCCGCGCGGUCGGCGGAAAGGAGGCGGAAGGGCUGGCGGCGGCCAUGCGACGAUUUUCGGCAACGAAAACGACUCCUCUGCGACUGCGGGGCGGAGCUGGUGGACCGCCGAUGGCGUCCCCCCGGCGGAUGCGGCGUCAAUCACGGCGAGCGACGCGGACAGCGGAGUAUCUUCCGUGCGUCUUCGCAAUCAACACGACGACGCGAGAUCGCCGUGGGAAGGCGGCGCGGGGCGCGCGCUGGUGGACGUGGAACGGCGGCAAUCGCGGAGUUUGGACGGCAACGGACGGCUGCGCGAUUUUGCGGCCGGCACGACAGCAAGCGGAGACGGCGGCUCCGGUCGGUCGGCAGCAUUUUCAAAAAGGCCGCCGGCGUCUGUAGUUAUUGUAAAACCCGAAGCGGCGCUUCAGGAGAGGCCGGCGGCAACGAGAGCGGGGAACGGCGCAUCUGGCGAGGCCAGCGCAAGUGCGCGGAAGGGCCCAAGCGCGGGGAACGGCGCAAGUGCGGGGAACGGCGCAAGUGCGGCUACAAGAGAUGCUUGCGCGGACGUGCCUGGUGACGUAGCAGGAAGCGCGCAAGCGGAGCGAGCGGAAGGAAGAGGGCGGGCAGAGGAGGCGGAGAAGGCGCAAGGCGAGAAAGGGGAGGAAAGCGGUGGCGGAGAGCGCGCAGCGGAGCCCCGCGGGGGAGGUGUCAGACAGGGGAUAGGGGGAGGCGGAAAGGUGUUAGGCGCAAGGGGGCAUGGGGGGAACUCGGUGGACGGAGGAGCAGCAAGAGAGGCGAGCGAUAGGGAGGCAUGCAGCAUGGUUGAACUGUGGAACCCGUUUUAUAACGACGACGUGAUUAGUAUCAAAUGCAGCAGCAGCAGCAGUGAGUCUGGUGAGGGUAGUGGCGAUGAUGGUGAGAGGAUAGAGAGGGGAAGGAGGGCGAAGAGAGGCACGAAGGGGAAGAGGGGGAGGAGGGCAGGCAGUGGGAGCGGGGAGAAGGAGAAAGAGGAGCUUUACAGUGGUAUCGGCGAGCGGGAGGGAGGGGAGGGAGGGGAGGGAGGGGAGGGCGAGGAGGGCGAGGUGGGAGAGGAGGGAGAGGAUGAUGGGUUGUCGGAUGGUGAUGAUGCUGACCAAGCUGCUGCUGCUGCGGCGGCUGCUGCUGCCGAUGGCAUUGUUAAUGCUGCUGCUGCUGUGGCUAGUGGCGGUGCUGCUGCUGCUGCAGCAGCUGCUGAGCAGCCUGAAGCCCAACCGCACGUGGCAGCACAGGACUACUUCCCAUUCGACGGGUUCUUCCAGCCCCGAUUCGAUCAGCUCUCCUCCACCGACUCGUCCUGCUCCCCUGACCUCGUGUUCUCCUUCCACCCCCCCAACCCCACCGCACACUCCCUCCCCUGCUCCCCCCUCGAUCCCUCCUCUCUCCUGGACGGCACGCCGUCCCUCUGUGCUCCUCCACCCCCCCUAACUCUCUCAUUUGAGAAUAGAGGGAGUGGUGGUGAGGGUGAGGUGAUUGCAGGGGGUCUGUCGGCUACAGAGGAGGGUAAGGAGGGCACUGAGGAGCAGCAGCAACUGCAGCCACAGCAGGAGAAGCAGCAGAUGCAGAAGGAGCAGAAGGAAGGACAGCAGGAAAGGCCAGCGGAUGUGGAGGUAGUCAAGCCUGCUUUCAAGAACAUAAAGAGCUGCAUAGGAAACGCCGCCGGAAUGGGGAGCGAGAAGAAGAGGAAAAUGUGA